Molecule: messenger RNA, 1973 nt
Organism: Patiria miniata (bat star)
Lineage: Eukaryota; Metazoa; Echinodermata; Asteroidea; Valvatida; Asterinidae
Product: 2-oxoisovalerate dehydrogenase subunit beta, mitochondrial-like
Exons: 11
Coding region: 46-1182 (378 amino acids)
Biological process (GO): response to nutrient; branched-chain amino acid catabolic process
Molecular function (GO): catalytic activity
Source: RefSeq, a predicted model, not a curated record
UCAAUUCCGAGCCGCACGGGGGCGCUACAACAAUACUCCACGAAAAUGGCAGCUCUUCGAAGAACUUUGCAGAGUUUGUGCAGAAUAUCACGGGAAAAGAGCUCAACGCUUCGACGUCUGCCCAGUCAGAAUGCAGCAAUCGUGUGCAGGAAUGCAUCUGCUUGGACAUUUGUUCCAGACUCGCCCCCAGAUACUCUCGGGGAGACAACAAAGAUGAACCUAUUUCAGUCAUUGACUAGUGCCAUGGACAUUGCCCUGAGUACUGAUCAGACAGCAGUCAUCUUUGGAGAGGAUGUUGCAUUCGGUGGAGUGUUCAGGUGUACAGUUGGACUAGCUGAUAAAUAUGGCAAAGACCGAGUGUUCAACACCCCCUUGUGUGAGCAAGGCAUCGUGGGCUUCGGUAUCGGCAUGGCGUCCGUCGGUGCGACAGCUAUUGCAGAGAUCCAGUUUGCCGAUUAUAUCUAUCCAGCUUUCGAUCAGAUUGUGAAUGAAGCCGCCAAGUUCCGGUAUCGCUCUGGCAAUGUCUUUGACGUCGGAGGUUUGACGAUCAGAGCGCCGUGGGGGGCUGUGGGCCACGGGGCCCUGUACCACUCACAGUCACCUGAGGCUUUCUUCUCCCACGUACCGGGCAUAAAGGUUGUGAUACCCAGGAGCCCCAUACAAGCCAAGGGCCUCCUGCUGUCCUGUAUACGAGACAAGAAUCCCUGUAUAUUCUUCGAACCCAAGGUCUUGUACCGAGCAGCAGUGGAGCAGGUCCCUGUCGGAGACUACAUGAUACCGCUGGAAGAGGCAGAAGUACUGGUGGAAGGGAGCGAUGUCACUCUCGUUGCCUGGGGCACCCAGCUCCACGUCAUGCACGAGGUCGCCCGAUUGGCCCAAGAGAAACUGGGCGUGUCUUGUGAGGUCAUCGACCUGAAGACGAUCGUACCUUGGGACGCGGAGACAGUUUGCAAGUCAGUUAAGAAGACUGGCAGGCUACUCGUGGCACACGAGGCCCCUAUCACUGGAGGUUUUGCUGGAGAAGUGGCCGCUACAGUUCAGGCCGAGUGCUUUCUUCAUUUAGAGGCCCCGAUCCAGCGGGUUUGCGGCUACGACACCCCCUUCCCGCACAUCUUUGAACCCUUCUACCUACCCGACAAAUGGAGGUGUCUGGAGGCAGUGAAGAAAAUGAUUAACUUCUGAGGCUUGCUAGGACUGACCCACUAUCAUUAUAGAUCACCCUCCCCCAAGAAGGUUGAUGUUUUGCAAGCCUGAACAUGGUCAUUGGCACCCCUUUAAAAGUUCUGCUCCAGAAUUUUGAAACUUCUACGAAGGAUGGCAAAGUUAGCGCGAACAAUAGUCGGAAGGUAACCCUCCUAUAUAACAGGUCAGGCACACAGUGACUGAACUUCGGAGGCAUCCGUUUAAUGGGUCUACAAGAUGCAAUCAUGUGGUACUUGAUGUUCUUUAAAAUGUUUUUACCAUACAUUCAUGGUCAGACGUCCUGUUUGAUCAUGCCAUUGUGCAAGAAAAUAUGGGGGCUUCCCGGAUCUCUCACAAAGUUUGGUUUUGUGCUUAUAGUUCGUAAAAGUGUCAAACGUGUAAAAGUCUGUCGCACUUUUGUCACCUGAUUUUAACUCUAGCAGUGCCCAACUUGGGCAACAUUAAAUUGCCAGGGCCAAUUACAUCACCCACAGUCUCUUCUGUUGAUGAAAUAAGAUCAUGUGACCAUAUCUGGCAAACUACUUCAUUACAAGAAAUAACAAACAAAAAGUUUAACUUUCUAGCCCAUGUGGUACAUAACUCCCUUUAAAUUUUGGUCAGAUUUACUUGUCCAAAACAGAAAAUUGUACACCCUAAAUUCAAUGACACUUCACAUAUUUUUAUAUAAAGCACAGCUGGGGUUAACGUUACAAGUACAGUGGUUGUGUAAGCCUCUAAAUAUGGAAGAAACGUGACCUACAAGCACUGCAAAUAAACGGCCAGACUUGAAA